Molecule: messenger RNA, 1702 nt
Organism: Neurospora tetrasperma FGSC 2508
Lineage: Eukaryota; Fungi; Ascomycota; Sordariomycetes; Sordariales; Sordariaceae
Exons: 3
Coding region: 1-1164 (387 amino acids)
Biological process (GO): inositol phosphate biosynthetic process
Cellular component (GO): nucleus
Molecular function (GO): ATP binding; inositol-1,3,4,5,6-pentakisphosphate 2-kinase activity
Source: RefSeq, a predicted model, not a curated record
AUGUCACCAAAACCAGUAGCAGACCUAGCCAGCUUGAAAGGCACCAAUUGCCAGUUCAAGUUCAUCGGUGAAGGCGCCGCCAACAUAGUCUUUGAGGUUGUCUUUCCUGAGGAAGACAUCACCACUCAGGAUGAUGGCGAUAGUCAGAUCUUGGACAUCCUACAAGGGAAACUCUUACGAGUACCAAAGGCCAAUACCAAAGCCUUUCCACACCCCGAAAUCCUUCAGUACUGGGAGUCAUCCAUCAGUCCACUCUUCGAUAACCCCCAGGAAGACCUAGUACAGCAGCACCUCAUUCGUCUGGACAAUUCCGUCGUCUCACAACUGAAUGCAAUUCUUGAAAAUGAAGACGCCCAGCGUAGGGCAGAUUUCCAGGGUACCAAGGUGGCCGAGGCCGAGUAUGGCAUGUUGGUUGAGGAUAUGAGGAAGAAAUUCCCAUUAGACUUCCUUCUAGAAUUCAAACCCAAAUGGCUCACCCCUUCCCCCUCCGCCCCCUCUACCGCCACGCGCUGCCGUAACUGUGCCCGCGAAGCCUACCGCCUACACAAAUCGCUUCGCUCCGCUUCCUCCGACCAAAACUCCUCCUGUGCCCUUAGCCACGAGCCACCGUUCUGCCCCCUCGAGUACCUAGCCGCUCAAUCCUCGCCCUGCUCUCUAGCCCGAGUCAUCGCAUCCAUCAACCUCUCCGCCAUUUCCGCUUCUUUGGACACCAAGCCAGCGACGAGGGAGAAUCCCGUUGGUGUGCAACCGGCUGUUUCUCUGGAUGGCGAGGACGAUGGCAGGCCAGGAAUGGACCAAGUAGACGAGCGCUACCGCGUCGCGCUUGUUCACUGGCUGCAAAGCAAUUCGUUGCUGCCCAAGCUGCGGGACGCGCAAGAGAGCUUGGACCCGGCGCCGGAGGGGACGAGUGACCAGGAGAAGCUGGCGUUGGCGAUGACGUUGAGGGAUUGUACCUGUUUUGUGAGGAUAUCGGAAGACUCGAAGGGAGGCUUGAAGGUGGAAGCCAAGCUGGCGGAUUUGGAUAAGAAGAAUUGGGAGGCCAAGUUGGAGUAUUGGAAGGGGAUGGAUGAGGUGUUGAAAGAGGGGGGGUAUUAUGAGGGGGUGGAGGUGCCGAGGAUUCGGACGAGGUGUUUCAUGGAGGUUGGGGCAGGGGAGGCGGCCUGAGAGUUUAUGCCAUUGAUGUUGUCAUGGGCUUUCAAGGGAGAUGGAUGGGCACUUGUAAUGGUGAUGGUUCGGUGCCGUGCUGGCCUUUAACAACCCUAAAUGAUGAACGAUAAAGCGCCGUUUUCCUUACCCAACACUAGCAAUGCAAUUUGUGACUCCCUGGCUGUUUAGCACCCAUGAACGCCAUAACUCCCUUUACUCAACAUAAUCCGAAUCAGAUGCCACACGGUAACGCUGCCUCCGAGCCGCCUACUGCGCUGAACGCUCCUCGACUUCCUUCUAGGCAGCCUUAGCGCUCUCCGCCCUCAGUGCCUCCAGCCGUUUCUGCUUCUUCUCCAACUCCUCCAUCAUCUGCUUCUUCAUCUCAUCCACCUUUAGCUUCGCCUCCUUGAGCUUCUGAAUCUCCAACUGCUCCGUCUCCCGACUGAACGGCUGCCCGGGUCUAUUAACCAGAGGAAUCAUCGCGCUCCUCUCCAGCACGCCUCCCUCGGACUUUUGUAUCACAAACGGCUCCUCUUUUGACUCAUUAUUGUUCUUC